CUCCUCCUCCUCCUCCUCUCGCUCCCCUCAUACAGUCCCGGUCCCGGACCUGAACGCACCGCAUCCCUGUUCCUCCCGCAGACCGAGAAGCAGCAGAAGUUCCCCGAUGACGUGGACUCUGUGUCUCCUGAUGAUGAGCCUUCACGGCGCGGCGGCAGUGACUCACUCUCUGAAGUACUUCUACACUGCGUCCUCUGGAGUCCCAAACUUCCCAGAGUUUGUGUCUGUUGGGCUGGUUGAUGAACUUCCAAUAAGUCACUAUGACAGUAAGACCAGGAGAGCAGAACCCAAACAGGACUGGAUGAGGAGAGUCACAGAACAGGAUCCUCAGUACUGGAAGAGAGAGACUGAGAUCUCUUUGAACAUCCAGCAUGUCUACAAAGUCAACAUUGAAACUCUAAAGCAGCGCUUCAAUGAAACUGGAGGUGUCCACAUUUUCCAGAGGAUGUCCGGCUGUGAAUGGGACGAUGAGACUGGUGAGGUCAAAGGUUAUCAACAGUAUGGUUUUGAUGGAGAAGACUUCCUGUCUUAUGACCAUGAGACAGAGUCCUACAUCGCUCCCAGACAACAGGCUGUCAUCACCCAACAGAGGUGGAAUAACAACAAAGCUCUGAUGGAAAACAUAAAGCACUACUACACUGAGGAGUGUCCUGAGUACCUGAAGAAGUAUGUGAACUAUGGGAGGAGCUCUCUGAUGAGAACAGAGCUUCCCUCAGUGUCUCUCCUCCAGAAGACUCCCUCCUCUCCAGUCUGCUGCCACGCUACAGGCUUCUACCCGACCACAGCCACACUGUUCUGGAGGAAAGAUGGAGAGGAGCUGCACGAGGACGUGGACCCAGGAGAGAUCCUCCCCAACCACGACGGAUCCUUCCAGAUGAGCGUGGACCUGAAGCUCUCAUCAGUCCCAGCUGAAGACUGGAGGAGGUACGAGUGUGUGUUUCAGCUGUCUGGUGUGAAGGACAUCAUCGUCACCCCACUGGAAGAAGCUGUGAUCAGGACCAACAGAGAGAAGUCUUCUGACACCACCAUCAUCACCAUCAUCCUCAUCGUCCUCGCUGUGGGGGCUCUUCUGGCUGUCGCUGUGGGGGGAGUGGCUUACAAAAAGAGGACAGCCCAAUGCCCUCCGAGUCCUGACAACAGCUCCGAGCUCUCUGAGAAACUGAACCCUGAGACUCAGUGAGGACCUCGGUGACCUGCACACGGUGAGUUGCUUCUGUGAUGGUUUCUGUGGUUUGAGGAGCGUUUGUGAUGGUUCCUGUGGAUUAUUAAUAAGAGAAAGACCAGAAGGUUUCAGGAACCUUCACAUCAGCAGCUCAGAUGAAGUCUCGUUUUCAGAACUCAAAUAUUCAGCUGUAGAAACUCAGUGAAUUUAAAUAAGCAGUUAUUACUUAAAAGGCAUAAUGUGCUCACAUGACUGCAUUUUGCAUAUUUGAGGUCUAAAUGAUGAUGUAAAUAUGCGGCUUUAGUUUUUUUAUUUACACAUUU
Messenger RNA from Cyclopterus lumpus (lumpfish), 1485 nucleotides. Its product is annotated as major histocompatibility complex class I-related gene protein-like. The record is from RefSeq and is a predicted model, not a curated record. Gene Ontology annotation, cellular component: external side of plasma membrane. The transcript has 7 exons. Lineage: Eukaryota; Metazoa; Chordata; Actinopteri; Perciformes; Cyclopteridae. Bases 107 to 1180 code for a protein of 357 amino acids. Gene Ontology annotation, biological process: immune response.